Odontomachus brunneus is the source of this 3699-nucleotide messenger RNA. It is a transcript of the gene Arl4, whose product is annotated as ADP-ribosylation factor-like protein 4C. The coding region runs from base 992 to 1618 and encodes 208 amino acids. The transcript is spliced from 5 exons. Gene Ontology annotation, cellular component: cytoplasm. Gene Ontology annotation, molecular function: GTP binding; GTPase activity. The record is from RefSeq and is a predicted model, not a curated record. Lineage: Eukaryota; Metazoa; Arthropoda; Insecta; Hymenoptera; Formicidae. Gene Ontology annotation, biological process: vesicle-mediated transport; intracellular protein transport.
AAACGUGUAGAGAUGCACGAGUGUGUGGGACCGGUGAAGAGCGGGACGCAGCGCGGCCGCGGCGCACGCGCCUCUUUGCGAGUCGAUAAUGCACCAUCGAGGCGUCCACCAACACCGAUCCACAUCGGUGAUCCCGAUUCAGGCAGCCCGAAGUCACUGCAAACGCGAUGGGAUGCCUAGCGGCCACCACUCCAUGCGUUUCGUUCGCGUUUUAUCUUUUCCUGCCUACCUCGGAUGAGAUAAUGUUCUAUUUCGGCAGAUAUUCAUGCGGGCGCGCGCGCGCUAGCGCGUUCGAUACAUCGACACGAGCGUUUCGGAGGUCUCUCGAUUUAUUGGACCUCGACGGUACGACCGCUCUGCCUUCACGUCGCUGAAACUCGGGAGCGUUUCGUUUGAAAACGUCGGCAGAAUCUUCUGAACACUCGUGAAAAACGCGCACCAGACGGCAGUACUUCCGUAGUUCUGUAGUAUCUUCAAGCUUGUGAGCGGAUCUAAGCGCGAAUUUUUCCUCGCGGAAUUUCGGUCCGCCAUACACAUACACACACACACGACGGUGACCUACAACACCAGAUUUCUCCGGAUGCAGACGAUCCUUCCUCUCGCUGCGGGGAUUCAAUUUGAUUUACCUACUUUUGUGCACGGUUGAUAAUAGGAAUGCUACCCUAUUAUCAACGUCCCUCGCGACGAGACCGGUACGUGCACUGGUGCGCUACGCAGGAAGAAGGAAGAACAUCGAUAUCCAGCGAUGCAAGACGACGCACUAGCGAACAGUUUGGCAGUAGCGAGUCCUUUUAUGGGCAUCGAAGGUUGAAUUUGGAGCAGGAGAUCUCGUACGGAAGGGAAGAAGAAGGGAUCUAGAUGCUAGGUAGAGCCAGGGCGAAAUAAAUAAGAGAGAGAGAGAGUCGCGAGGAAGACAGACGAAAGAGCAGAGUAAGGAAAGGAAAAGACAAGGAAAAAAGGGGCGGAAGAGCGUCGGAGGAAGAAAAGAGGGAUGGGCGCUGGGAUGGGCAGGAGUGGCACGACCGGCGGCGGUCUGCUCGAAGCGCUUCCCACAGGAACUCCGCUCCAUGUGGCUAUGCUCGGCCUAGACAGCGCCGGCAAGACAACUGCCCUUUACAGACUUAAGUUCGACCAAUAUCUUAACACCGUGCCGACCAUCGGUUUUAACUGCGAGAGGAUUCGCGGCGGCAUCGGGAAGGCUAAAGGUGUUAAUUUCCUCGUGUGGGACGUUGGCGGGCAAGAGAAGUUGCGGCCGCUGUGGAAAUCGUAUACGAGAUGCACGGACGGCAUCAUUUUCGUCGUUGACUCUUGCGACACUGAGAGACUCGAGGAGGCGAAAAUGGAGCUCACUAGAACGGCGAGAAGUCCGGACAACGCAGGCGUACCGAUCCUGAUACUUGCUAACAAACAAGAUUUACCUGGCGCGAAGGAGGUCGGCGAGUUGGAGAAGUACUUAGGAGUGUUGGAACUGGCCGGUAUGCCGGGUAGCGCCUGUAUUCGCGUACAGCCGGCGUGCGCUAUUACGGGCGAAGGACUCCACGAAGGUCUAGACACACUGUAUCAGCUGAUUCUGAAGCGACGCAAGCUGGCCAAGCUGAAUCGUAAACGGGCCAGGUAGGCCAGGGCUUCGGAAGACUGCACAUGCGUCUUCUGAUAUUGUCGAUCGCGGACAGCUUCCCCUACGGCGACGCUCUCCACAACUUCCUCCUUACCUUCCCGCACUGAUUAUGAGGAGGAGGAGAUGGCACAGUGACUGUGAACGAAGCAGUCACAGUGUGAUCACGAGGGCGUGAUCACAUUAUAAGGUGCGACCAUUUUGCGCAAUCAUUUUCUUUCAGCUUUGAUUCUCCUGACGGGAGAAUCAAUGCUGUUGGAACAAUUUAAUGGUUGCAUCGAUCUUUUUUGCAUGUGUGUUUGGAAAUAUAUAUGCGUGUGCCUGUGCGUUGCGUGUGUACAUAUAAAUACACGUUGAUUGUAAAAUUGCGCGGAGUGUAAGGAGAGAUUAAAAAAAAAACGGAGGGGUUUUAAUGACUAUUGUUCCUAUUAGGUUGUUGCAUAUAAGAUGCCCAUGUUCUUUUUAUGUUUUGCAAAAAGUUAAAAGAUUAUUGACAUUUAAGUAUAUUGAUGUCGAUCGUUACUUGAAAUAUUUUAAUCGAGAGAUACUAUUUUCAUGUGGAUAUUUAUUCGAUUUAUUGCGUAGGAACGAGAGGUGAAUGUUGGGAAUGAUAUUUUCAAGUAGUUUAACAUUUAUAUAAAUUCAUAUGAGGACGUAGUAAUUCGUCAUUUUAUCAGUGAUUGGGUAUAACUUAGGUUUAAAAUAACAUAUCGUCUGUCGUUCUAGCGAAUGAUUUUGAAAGAGGAAUGAACGGGAUCCACUCUGGCGCUAAGUUUAAAUUAUUUUGUAUGCAACAAUGUAAUGAUCAGAGUAAUCAUAAAAUCGUUAUAAAACGUGUGACAAUGCUAGUCGACUGAGGAAUUUUCUAUCGCCGGAGAAGAGUCGAUGCGAAAGUGGUGUAAAUGUAAGUAAAUACUUGUAAAUAAACGGAGAAAGCUGUAAUUUCACGCCGAGACAAAUUUAGGAGGUGUAAAGAUACAUUAACACGAGCAACGAAGUGGGUCAACGUUGUAAAAUCUGUGACAAUAUAUAUAUGUAUGUAUUGUCAUGAAUUACCUGCCGAUAUUAGCAAGAUGCUAUCGCCAUUAAUAACGUUAUAAUUAUGAUGGUCGCUGUAACAGUCAAUAGCUGUCAUAUUUUCCACACGAGAAGCGAUAUGAAUGUAGCACAGCGGUAUAUUUUAUUUACACGUGCGAGAUCGCUUUAAUUAAUCACUGCUUGUUUUGUAAAGUUAACGUUUCCGUGUAAAUCUCGUUACGUAUGAAAGUAUAUAGAUAUUUACUGUUGCUAGGUAGAAAGAGGAAGAAGGAAGAAAGAGAAAGAAAUUUGAAAAGUGAGAGGAGUAAAGAUAAAUUCGGUACAGUGUAAGACUCCAUACGAUUGCAAUUUAGUGAAUUUAAUUUUGUUCCCCCGUAGUAGAAUUAAUUCAAUAAUAGUAAUCGUAGUACGUCAGUGUUUGCGAUUAAUCCAAUUUGCCUUGCACUUCUGAAUCCGUCACAAUAUAUUUCUAGAAGAAACAUAAACCUUUCGAGUACUCAUCGUUCCCUGCUACUCAUUGAUGAUUAUUUAGUAUCAGUAAAUUAUAUCGCAAUUCUCGACAAAUAAUCGUCGCAUCUCUAGUGAAAUAUUCUAUAAAAAAAUGUUGCUCGUGUGUGUGUGUGUGUGUGUGUGUGUGUGUGUGUGUGUGUGUGUACACGUGGUGCGUGUGAGUGCUUGAUGCGUUCGUGAGUAUAUGUAAAGCUGCUCAAAGGUGGAGCGUGUAUCACGACCUUCUUGAAGAGUUUGUACCGAAGGAGUUGAAGCGGCGCUUUGUAGCCAACGAAAUCGCUGUCAAGCAUGGUUGUUGUUUUUAUAUCAACUGUCGUUCCAAAUUCUAUUGUAUACUAUACUUGCCCCUUGUUGUGUUUUAUUAUCUUUGGAUAUUUUAUCUUGUGCUUCGAUCGAUCGUUAGAUCGUCUAUUUAUGUAUACAUACUAUUAAUAGUGAUAGUCUAAGUAAUCCAUGACGCGUAGUGCGUUAGACUGAUACGAUCCUUUCGGAUAUACACGCAGGAAUUUUCAAAUAAAUCCGCUGAUUCCGUUACA